Molecule: messenger RNA, 426 nt
Organism: Anisakis simplex (herring worm)
Lineage: Eukaryota; Metazoa; Nematoda; Chromadorea; Rhabditida; Anisakidae
Source: the annotation of a GenBank genome assembly
AUGUUGGACCGUCGGGGGCCCACCCCAUCAUCCGGCCCCCCGGAAAAUCGACCCGCCGAACCCCAGCCACAGCCCGAGGAGUUUAUGGGGAUAUUUUAUGGAGGAGAAGACGUUAACGACGAACUAACCGAAGACGACACUAACCAAAUCCAAGCUAACGACAGUAACAACGACGAUACUAACACGACCCAGGCAGAAGAGGGGCCUGCGCAGCCCCGUUACUUCUUGCGCAGGCCCCAUGUCCCUACGCAGCCGAGGCAGCAACGUGAGCCGCAGGUAUUCCGGCCGCACAACAUUGAGCAUCUGCGGCCGGAACAUCAGGCCGAGCUAGCGGCACCAGAGUCGGAAGCCUACCACAUAGGCGACGACAAGAAGAUCUGUAAGUUUCUAUUGAAUGAUCAUUUUUCAUUAGAUUGUUUGAGGUAA